This is a messenger RNA of Helobdella robusta, 1188 nucleotides long. RefSeq lists its product as hypothetical. The coding region runs from base 1 to 1188 and encodes 395 amino acids. The record is from RefSeq and is a predicted model, not a curated record. The transcript is spliced from 6 exons. NCBI's taxonomy places the organism in Eukaryota, Metazoa, Annelida, Clitellata, Rhynchobdellida, Glossiphoniidae.
AUGGCUGAAUUGGAACAACAUAUCAAACUACAACAACAACAGCAAAAACGUCAUCAUCAUCAACAACAACAACGAAUGAUUAGACUGCACAGAGGAAACAUACUCCUUAGGUUUCAGUUAGACCAUCCGGAAGUUUAUAGUUACGUGCCAAAAGAUAACAAAAACAGUAAAGAUAAUUCAAGCAGGGAGACGCUACUGAAUACAACAAACAUCGAUUUGAAUUACUCCAUAGAACUGAAACAAAAACAACAACAUCUACAACAACAAAGACAACAAAUACAAGCCAGUCGCAAAAGCAACAACAACAACGAUGACGUCAUAGUUGAUGACGAGUGCCUGGCUUCAUGUUUUCCAAAUUGCCAGAAGCCAACCUACCAGGCGGGCCAGUGUAUAACCGGUUGUGUUGUCAUUAGGCCAGUGUAUCGGAUGAAAAUUUCCGGAGUGUACGUCAAAAUAUGGGGUCACGUGGGCACGAAAUGGAGAGAUGAUGAUGAUGAUGGCGGGGGUAGAAUUAUCAGCGCAAGUAAUUGGUUCUACCAGCAAAAUGUUUCUAUUGUUAGGAAUCGGAUUACAACAAUGAUAAUAACGACACACGUGUGGCUAAAAUUGAGAAAUAUCGGUUACGAUUCUAUCGAAUAUCGGUUUACGAUAAUAUCGAGUAUGUCAAUCGAUUCGCCAUUUACCGAGCGACCGUUUAAUGUAUCGACUCGUACGGGAAAACGAGAAAUAAAUAGCCAACUCAGAAGCGAGUUACUAAAUUAUUUAAAACGAGAGAAAGUCUGUCCGUGUUUGGUGACGCGCCCGGACGGAUGCACACUAAUACCUUGGAGAGCCGGCAGAUGUUUGGCGUGGGAUGUUACGGUCCCUGGCACCCUCGCUGAACGAUACGUAAACCUGACAAAAAAAGAAUGCCGUUUGGCCGCGGCCAGGGCAGCGGACGAGAAAAUGAAAAAAUAUGGGAGCGCCCUCUCCUCGAUGGAAUUCUUGCCAAUAUGUAUCGAGGUUCUCGGCCCGAUGGACCCAAACACCCUUAAAUUUCUUAAGGCAAUAUGCAAAAUGAUCAGCGUCAGAUCAGGCGACAGCAGGGAACUGUUUUUCGCAACUAACCACAUUUCGUGCUUGUUGCAGCGGUUCCUGCGUGUCUGUGUGCUUGAAAAUAUCCAACUGAAUGCCGACAUGUGCAAUUAA